GACCCAGGGCAAGUUCCCGUGUGUGGGGCUGCGCCGCGCUUCUCGGACUGGGGCGAGCUCGGUAGCAGGAUCAGGCCCGCUGGAUCCGCCCUUCCCGCACGCCAUGGCUCCCCCCACAGGUAACGUUGUGGACAGCCAGUCCCACAGACCCCCAGUGAACCGACUAAGAUGGGACCUGACAGCAGAGCAAAUAGAAAACAUGACCGUGGAGCUCCUAGAGAGGACCAAGCAGGUGUAUGACCGGGUGGGCUCCCAGGAGCAGGGGGAGGUCUCUUAUGAAAAUACCCUCAAAGCUCUGGCUGAUGUGGAGGUGGAAUAUACAGUUCAGAGGAACACGCUGGACUUCCCCCAGCACGUCUCCCCUCGCAAAGAUAUCCGCACGGCGAGCACGGAGGCGGACAAAAAGCUCUCGGAUUUCGACGUGGAGAUGAGCAUGAGGCAGGACGUGUACCAGAGGAUCGUCUGGCUCCAGGAGAAGGCGGAAAGUGCUUCCCUGAGGCCUGAAGCGAAGAGGUAUCUAGAGAGGCUGAUUAAACUGGGUAAACGAAAUGGUCUUCACCUCCCGGAGGAGACGCAGGAGAAAGUCAAAGCCAUUAAGAAAAGGCUGAGCCUGCUCUGCAUUGACUUCAACAAGAACCUGAACGAAGACACCACCUACCUGCCCUUCUCCAAGGAGGAACUGGGGGGGCUCCCCGAGGACUUCCUGAACUCCCUGGAGAAGACAGAGGACGGCAAGCUGAAGGUCACCCUGAAGUACCCGCACUAUUUCCCCCUCAUGAAGAAAUGCUACGUGCCUGAGACGAGGAGGAAGGUGGAGGAAAUGUUCAACUCCAGGUGCAAGGAGGAGAACUGCUUGAUCCUCAAGGAGCUGGUGGACCUGCGGGCUCAGAAAUCCGACCUCCUGGGCUUCGACACUCACGCUGAUUUCGUGCUGGAAAUGAACAUGGCGAAAACCAGCAGGACCGUGGCUUCCUUCUUAGAUGAGCUGUCCCAGAAGCUGAAGCCCCUGGGGGAGAAGGAACGGGCCGUGAUCCUGGACCUGAAGAAGAAAGAGUGCAAGAAGCGGGACUUGGAGUUUGACGCCCGCAUCAACGCCUGGGACAUGCGCUACUACAUGAACCAGGUGGAGGAGACCAAGUACAGCGUGGACCAGAACCUGCUGAAGGAGUAUUUCCCCAUGCAGGUGGUCACUGCUGGCCUGCUGGACAUCUACCAGGAGCUGCUGGGCCUGAGCUUCCACCCGGAGGAGCACGCCCAGGUCUGGCACGAGGACGUCCAGCUCUACUCAGUGAAGGACAUCGCCUCGGGCAAGACCAUCGGGCAAUUCUACCUGGAUUUGUACCCCCGGGAGGGGAAGUACGGGCACGCGGCCUGCUUCGGCCUGCAGCCGGGCUGCCUGCUGCCGGACUCCAGCCGUCAGAUCUCCGUCGCUGCCAUGGUAGCCAACUUCACUAAGCCCACGCCGGACGCGCCGUCCCUGCUGCAGCAUGACGAGGUGGAGACCUACUUCCAUGAGUUCGGCCAUGUCAUGCACCAGCUCUGCUCACAGGCGGAGUUUGCCAUGUUCAGCGGGACGCACGUGGAGCGGGACUUUGUUGAAGCCCCGUCUCAGAUGCUGGAGAACUGGGUGUGGGAGAAGGAGCCCCUGGUGCGCAUGUCCAAACACUACAAAACCGGCAGCCCCAUGCCCGACGAGCUGCUGGAGAAGCUCAUCCAAUCCAGGCAGGCGAACACAGGGCUGUUCAACUUGCGUCAGAUCGUCCUGGCAAAGGUGGACCAGGCCCUUCACACCCAGACGAAGGCAGACCCCGUGGAGGAGUACGCCCGGCUGUGCGAGGAGGUGCUGGGCAUCCCCGCCACCCCAGGUACGAACAUGCCGGCCACGUUUGGCCACCUGGCUGGAGGCUAUGAUGCCCAGUACUAUGGCUACCUCUGGAGCGAAGUGUAUUCCAUGGACAUGUUCCACACGCGCUUCAAGCAGGAGGGGAUCAUGAACUGUAAGGUGGGCAUGGAUUACAGGAACUACAUCCUGCGUCCUGGAGGGUCCGUGGAUGCGUGUGACAUGUUGAGGAGGUUCCUGGGUCGAGACCCCAAGCAGGAUGCCUUCCUGGCCAGUAAAGGACUGAAGGUUGAGUCCAGCUCGCUGCCUUCAGCCUGCUGAAAACCCGCCCGCCGCCCUGUGAGUAGAG
Emys orbicularis (European pond turtle) is the source of this 2189-nucleotide messenger RNA. It is a transcript of the gene THOP1, whose product is annotated as thimet oligopeptidase 1. Gene Ontology annotation, biological process: peptide metabolic process; proteolysis. Gene Ontology annotation, cellular component: mitochondrial intermembrane space. NCBI's taxonomy places the organism in Eukaryota, Metazoa, Chordata, Testudines, Emydidae. Bases 104 to 2161 code for a protein of 685 amino acids. Gene Ontology annotation, molecular function: metalloendopeptidase activity. The transcript has 13 exons. The record is from RefSeq and is a predicted model, not a curated record.